Helicoverpa zea (corn earworm) is the source of this 2543-nucleotide messenger RNA. It is a transcript of the gene Bx, whose product is annotated as LIM domain only protein 3. The record is from RefSeq and is a predicted model, not a curated record. Bases 232 to 984 code for a protein of 250 amino acids. The transcript has 6 exons. Gene Ontology annotation, cellular component: nucleus. Gene Ontology annotation, molecular function: transcription coactivator activity; DNA-binding transcription factor binding. Gene Ontology annotation, biological process: positive regulation of transcription by RNA polymerase II. Lineage: Eukaryota; Metazoa; Arthropoda; Insecta; Lepidoptera; Noctuidae.
CGUGGCGGCCGCGACGAGUGCACGUCGACGACCGAGACCCCACGAAUCGGCGCGCGAUCGCGACAAAACUUUUCAGUGCCGUGAAAAACAUUAUUUUCCGAAUAAGCUAAAAUGAACAAGAUUUUUCUGUGCAGUGAUUUUUUUCCAACUGUGUAAAGACUAAUCGAGCGUAAGAGUGUUUUGAAGAGGCUAAUUACGGGUUGCUAGACUAAUUGGCUGGGCCGGCGUUUCAUGAAGUGCGAGAGGCGAACGCCGCAGCAGGCGAGCGGCGGCAGUCCAGGGUUGGGAUCCCACAUGCUCGCCAUGGAGGUCUCGAAGGAGGCGCGCGCGUCGCCGCUGCCUGCGUCUGCGCAGACUGGACCUUCCUCACAGCCAGCUCAACCACCACAGCCACAGAUUUGCGCUGGAUGCAGCAAGGUGAUCACCGAGCGGUACCUACUGAAGGCUUUGGACCAGUUGUGGCAUGAGGACUGCCUGAAGUGCGGCUGCUGUGACUGCCGCCUCGGGGAGGUCGGCCACACGCUCUAUACUCGGGCUAACCUUAUUCUGUGCAAGAGGGACUAUUUGAGGCUGUUCGGCAACACUGGUUACUGCGCGGCCUGCAACAAAGUGAUCCCGGCCUUCGAGAUGGUGAUGCGCGCACGCAGCAACGUCUACCACCUCGAGUGCUUCGCUUGCCAACAGUGCAACCAUAGGUUCUGCGUGGGCGACCGGUUCUACCUGUGCGACAACAAGAUCCUGUGCGAGUAUGACUACGAGGAGCGCCUGGUGUUCGCCAACAUGGCGUACAACCCGCCGCCGCUCGCGCACCUCAAGCGGCAGACCACGCAUCUCCCACCACCACCCACAAGCAACGCGAUGAGCGGCCUGAUGAACGGCUCGAGCCGCUCCGGUGAUCUGAACAACAACAUGUCGGGCUCGUCGCCGGCCCCGUUCGCGGCGCCCCCGCACCUCAAGCCGCUCGGCCUCUCGGCGUCCAGCUGAGAGUACAGCGCGUGAGACGCGGCCCACCCCUACGCCAAGUAUCAAAACUAAUCACGCGUGCUCCGAUACUGUGACAAUCGAUACUGUUCAUCAGUUGCUGUUGCCAACGAACUAUCAGUGUUUCAAACGCAGCUCUAUUAAGACAGAACAUUCUUAUCGUCUUAUUACUGGACUUGACAUGUUUCUAAGUGUAUAAACUAAAGCAAAGUAAAUGCCAAACUGUAGUUAAUGUUUCUGAUUGCUUAUAAACAGCACAUAAUUAAUAUCUACAUUAUCAUGUAAUAAUUCUGAAUAAAGUAUGAUAAUAUUAAUAUGUUAUUAGGGUAAUGUUUCAAGGAGAGUUGUUUUAGUUUGUUAAAAUCUCAGAAUUUGAUCUCAGAUGAGCAAUUAUGCUAAAUUAGGAUAUAGUUAAAGGAUCAUUGAAUCUCCCUUUUGUAUAAUAAAUCUGUUAAAAAUUGCAAUAUCAUGUCUGUAUUUUUCUCUAUAAUGUAUAGUGUGAGAAUUGAUGGUACGGAAAAUGAUAUAGAGCGAUUUUAGCUAACGGCUGUGAACACUUUCAGCGGUUCAGAUGCGCAGCUACAGGGAUAGUGACGUGCUAUGUAGUGUUGUGGACAUUUGGCGGCUCAACCGCUGCCGGGCGGUAACGUGCGCAUUUGGACCGCUGAACGUGUGGCGAGCCUAACGCGAGACAUUAUCUAGCGCGGGUUUUAAGACUGCCGAAUUGUCGUCUUUCGUGGAUGAAAUGUAUUUUAAAAUAACUAUCAGUGUUAAUGUAAAUAGUAUAAUCAUCUAUAUGUACGUAUUAUAGUACAAUCAAUCGAGUCUACAAUUGAUUAGGGAUAUUUCACGAUCAAAUUACUUAGUUAUUUUCAAAUAUUUUAAUUUUAUUCUGGCUAAGCCGCGACGGAAAAUUUAUUUGAUGAACUUCUCGAAUACAUUUGUUAUUUCAUUUUGUACCUAUGUAUAUUAAUUGUUAAGUUUACUAUAGACAUUGUUAUGAUGUUUGUAUUAUUUAUGUAAAUAGAUCACUUACUGUAAGUAGAUUAUUGUAUAUCUAUUAUUAUACAAUGGUGAAUAUAAAAUAUUUGGAUUAAUUAGUAAAAUGUGGAAUAUGUGUUAAUUGAAAGGAUACAUCAUUCAGAAUAGUUCAAAUUAGUUUCUUUAGUGAUAUUUUAAAUGAAUACUUGUCGUCGUCUUCGGAUGAAUUAUUAAUUGUUUGCAUUUAAUUGUGUACAGUCGCCAAUAAUAUGUAUUUUGAAAUUAUUGUAGUCCUUCCACGCUCCACAGGGGAGUAUUUGAAUCAAUAGAGUUGUAAUGUUAAUUGAUGUGAAUCAAGUGUUUUAUCGUCAGCAGUUGUAACUAGUUGAUGCAUCUGACAGUACUCGGAUGUGUAUAUCGUAGGUGUUAUGUUGACGACUGUACAAGCUCAUGCAUUCCUGUAGAGAGACGCACGGCUGUGUGCACACACACACACAUUUGUAUAAAUAUAAAUGUGCAAGUUCUCUUCUAACCAAUGAUACGACCAAAGAUGUAGCUCAUUAAAGCCUUGUUCAAGAAUA